Hyposmocoma kahamanoa is the source of this 1961-nucleotide messenger RNA. RefSeq names its product endonuclease III homolog (gene Nthl1). Lineage: Eukaryota; Metazoa; Arthropoda; Insecta; Lepidoptera; Cosmopterigidae. Gene Ontology annotation, cellular component: nucleus. Gene Ontology annotation, biological process: base-excision repair; base-excision repair, AP site formation; nucleotide-excision repair. Gene Ontology annotation, molecular function: DNA-(apurinic or apyrimidinic site) endonuclease activity; DNA binding; oxidized pyrimidine nucleobase lesion DNA N-glycosylase activity. The transcript has 5 exons. The coding region runs from base 99 to 1586 and encodes 495 amino acids. The record is from RefSeq and is a predicted model, not a curated record.
GUGCUUACUGAUCCCAACCUUUUUGUAGUGUAACACUCUUUUAGCUUGUGAUCGUAUUAUAAUUCAAAACGAUUUUUAUCACAAGAGUACUCAAAAAAAUGCCUCGAUGCAAACCUAAACUUGCUGAAAGCUCCGUUGCCGUCGACGUCGUUAAGGAACAGAAAGGAAAGAAUAAAAAUACCAAACCGGCAAUUCAUGAAAUGUCCAAUGAAAAUGAUAAUAAACUCGUGAAGGAAGAACUGGAUAGCCCCCCUGGUGGUAGUGGUGGACUGAAUUUGAGUCAAUUCAAAUUUGAAAAGCGACCUCAUAUUAAGAUUGCUUUCGAAAAUGACCCGCCAGUUAAGGAACCAAAAUUACCAGGUUUGUGGGAGCCACCACACUGGAGAGACUUCCUGCUCAAUUUAAGGAAUAUGAGGUCAAACAAUGAUGCACCUGUGGACUCCAUGGGGUGUCACAUGAGCAUGGACCUGGAUGCUGCUCCUGAAGUUAUUAGAUACCAGAGUCUCGUAUCCCUGAUGCUGUCUAGCCAGACUAAAGACCAGGUGACAUUUGCUGCAAUGAAGCGACUCCGCGUCAGGGGCCUCACAGUCGAAAACGUCUUGAAGAUGUCUGAUGAGGAAUUAGGACAGCUCAUUUACCCAGUUGGCUUUUGGAAGACAAAAAUAAAAUAUAUAAAAAAAACAACAGAGAUACUAAAGGAACAAUACAAUGGUGAUAUCCCCGACUCUGUGGAGAAGUUGUGUAAGCUACCAGGAGUUGGCCCAAAGAUGGCGCAUAUUUGUAUGAAGGUUGCAUGGAAUCGAGUCACUGGAAUAGGUGUAGACACCCAUGUCCAUAGAAUUAGCAAUAGAAUAGGCUGGGUAAAAAAACCCACAUCAACCCCUGAAGAUACUCGUAAGGCUCUUGAAACUUGGUUGCCUUUCGACCUUUGGAGUGAAGUAAACCAUCUCAUGGUUGGCUUUGGACAAACCAUUUGCCUUCCCAUAGGCCCUAUGUGCUAUGAAUGUUUAAACAACGACAUUUGUCCUUCACGUGAUUUGGCUAGAAAGACCCCCAAAAAAACUCCUAAGAAAUCACCAGUGAAAGAAGAGAAGAAUCAAGUACUAGGUCUUUUAGAUGUUAAGAAGGAAUUGGACUUGGAUAAGUCGCCGAGAAAAAAGGUUACUCGUAAACAAAAACAACAAGUUGUAAAGCAAGAUAACAACCGCGCUUUUCAAAAUGACGAAGCAACAAGCAAAAAGGCAAAUUUCGUGGAAGACAUACAAGGAAAACAAAAGAUUAAAGAUGAAGAAAUGGAUAAUUUUGAAGACAAAAAGAUACAUUUACCAGUUAAAGCAGAAAAGAAAAAAGCUUCUCCAAAAAGAAAAAUAACUAAAAAGGAACAAAAUAUCCAAGACGGUGAUUUGGGAAAAGUUUAUGACACUGUUGAAGCAAAGAAAGAUUCUCCUAAAAAGCGUAGGGUUACACCCAAAAAACAAGCACAAGCUGAUGAAUCUCAAAAUACAUUUUCUACAAAAAGUAAUCAAAAUAAACGUAAUGCUAAACCUGAAGUGAAAAGAAAAUCGCCAAAAAAUAAAACCAAGUGACAUAUAAAAAAUGUUAUUUUUGCAAACAAAUAUCUUCUUGCAUUCUUCUUGCGCCAAAUUUGUUAAAUUCUUGCUAGCUUUUAAGAGAUAAGUUUUGUAAUAUCUGUUGCAUUGUUAAAUAUCUUAAAAGAACAAUCUUGUCUUUUAUAUAUUUGUAAGUUUUAUGUUUCCUUUUGCAUGUAAUGUGUCCUUAAAUUAAGAUUAUUUGUGAUUUGAAUACACCUCAUUUUUUAUCGUAAUUAUUUGUAUACAAUUAAAAAAAGAGUUAUUUUUACUUUCUACAAUUGUUACAGGAAUGUUAUAAUAAAAUCCCAUUCAUUUAGCAUUUUGUCAUUUACUUAACAACCUUAAUCUGUAAGCUAACUAGUGUUUUCG